GGUGAGUCGAGUUAGUGUGUGGCCGCCAUGCUAGUGUUGUGGCUGUGUCUUUUAUACGGUGCUGCUGCCGAUCCACAGCACACUCCAGAUCAUGUUCGGACCGAAUCUGAGCAGCUAGAAGAGGACGCGAGAAACUUCCUGCAUGAGUUGGAUGUGAAGGGAUCAGAAGAAUGCACAGUGGCCACCAUGACCAGCUGGAACUAUGCAUCGGAUAUCACAGAGAAGCACAAGAAAGAAAAAGCGGCUGCGGAGCUGAAAUAUGCAGAGUGGGAGAAGGAAGCUUGGGAAAGAGUUCGUAAGUGGAACGGCAAGUGGGAGACCCUGAGUGAUCCCUACCUUAAGAGGCAGUUCAAGUUCAUGUCCAUCCUUGGUACAGCUGCUCUCCCCAAGCAUGACCUCGAGAAGUACAACAACCUGGUGAGGGAGAUGUCUACAGUAUACAGCACACUUGACGAAGAUCUUGCGCACGAGCAGAGACUACGAUGAGCUGGAACACGUCUGGAAGAUGUGGAGAUACAACACUGGUCGCAGGAUCAGAGACCACUACAAACUCUUCGUCAGACUAGCCAACAAAGCUGCUAAACUCAAUGGAUUUGACAAUAUGGGAGAUAUGUGGCUGUAUCCCUAUGAAUCUGAUACAUUCCGUGAUGACUUAGCAGAGUUAUGGCAGCAACUGAAUCCUCUGUACCAGCAGCUACAUGCUUACGUCAGGAGGAAGCUAAGGCAGAAAUAUGGAGAGCAUUACGUGACUCGUCGUGGUCCCAUCCCAGCCCACCUGCUAGGCAACAUGUGGGCUCAAAACUGGGGUCACAUAUAUGACUUGGCUAUACCCUUCCCGCAAAAAGCUUCCCUCGAUGUUACUCCUCAGAUGGUAUCAAAGGGUUACACACCCAGGAGAAUGUUUGAGCUAUCUGAAGAGUUCUUCGUUUCACUCAAUUUGACGAGAAUGCCACCAGAGUUUUGGCAACACUCCAUAAUAGAAAAACCACAAGGACGUGACUUGGUGUGUCAUGCAUCUGCUUGGGACUUCUGCAAUGCCAAAGAUUUCAGAAUAAAGCAGUGCACGGAGGUGACCAUGAACGACCUGAUUACCGUGCACCACGAGAUGGGUCAUGUCGAGUACUUUCUUCAGUACCAAAACCUUCCUAAAGCUUUCCGUGAUGGUGCUAACCCAGGGUUCCACGAGGCUGUAGGAGACGUGCUGGCCUUGAGUGUUUCCACACCAAAACAUCUUCUAAAGAUUGGUUUGCUUAACGAAGUUCAAGACGAUCCUGAGGCGGAUAUCAACUUCCUUUUGAGCAUGGCACUUAGCAAAAUAACUUUCCUGCCUUUUGGAUACCUGAUAGACUUGUGGCGAUGGGAUGUGUUCAGUGGCAAAACUCUUGAAAAUGACUGGAACUGUGCCUGGUGGGAUCUCAGGUAUAAGUUACAGGGAAUUAAGCCUCCCGUGCAACGUUCUGAAUAUGACUUCGACCCUGGUGCGAAAUACCACAUUCCUGGAAAUACGCCAUAUAUCAGGUACUUUGUAAGUUUUGUGGUGCAGUUCCAGUUCCACAAGGCACUUUGCAUAAAGGCAGGAGAGUAUGACCCACUGGAUCCUUCCAAACCACUGCACAAGUGUGACAUCGACCAUUCCACUGAGGCUGGCAAUGCCCUGGGAGAUAUGCUGCAGUUAGGGUCAUCGAAGGAGUGGCCCGAGGCAUUGGAGAUAUUGACAGGCACUCGUAAGAUGGAUGCCUCAGUUAUCAGAGAGUACUUUAAACCACUGGAGCUGUGGCUUGCUAAGGACAAUGAGCGUCAUGGAGAGUUUAUCGGCUGGGAAACUGAUGAAAUAUUGUGCACGUCAGAAGUAGUUAAAAAGACAGCCAAGAGUGAAGAAGGUGUUGCUGCUUCUGAUGGUGUUGUUGUGGGUGGUGGUUCAGCUCCUGGGUCACUCCUGCUCAUCUUCUUCACACUUCUUCAUUUUGUUCAGUUUUGAUUCAAAGUAUCAUUGGUUAAGUUAAAACACGUAGACAUAAUUAGAACUUUAGUAAUAUAAAACAAUAUUUGUUGAUAUAACGUUUAAGCAAUUGUAUUAAACAAAUUUAUCUACAAUAGUAUAGUACGUAAUGAACAUUUUAUUAGGCACUAAAAUACUCUUGAAAAUAUCUAUAUCAAUAUGUAUAUUUUUGUAUUCUACAUAGUUUAUAUUUUUAAGGGACAACUUUUUAUUAACUUCAUAGUUUUGUACAUACAAAGGAUGAAAAAUAUAUUUCAAAAGAAGAGAAAUAUAUUAUUGUAAUUUUGAACAGAUUACUGAGUUGAGACUAUUUUUCUAGUUUUAAAGGAAUUACAACCGUAUGUACCUGACAACUGUACACUCUCCUAUGGUUAAGUGCUAGUACAAUUUUGGAAUAAAUUAUUAUAAUAAUGUAUUUUAAUAUACUAGUGUAUUAUAAUACACUAAUGUAUUAUAAUAAAUUGUAAUGCAUUAUAAUACAUUAAUAGAGCAUAAUACACAUGUAAUACACUAUGCAUUGUAAUACACUAAUGUAUUGUAAUGUAGUAAAUGUUAUUAUACACUAAAUUAAUAAAAUAAUUAUGAUACCAUAAACGGUUCUAACUGGUGAAUAUUUCUGAGGUUUAUAUACUUCUCGGUGUAUAUAUACUGAGGUGUAUAUACACUGAGUUGUAUACUGGGUGUAUAUACACUGAGGUGUAUACUCGGUGUAUAUACACUGAGGUGUAUAUUCGGUGUAUAUACAGAGGUGUAUACUCGGUGUAUAUACAGAGGUGUAUGCUUCUCAGUGCAUAUAUACUGAGGUGUAUACUUCUGUGUAUAUACAGAGAGGUGUAUGCUACUCAGUGUAUAUACACAGAAGUGUAUGCUUCUCAGUUGAUAUACACUGAGAGGUGUAUACUUCUCGGUGUAUAUACACAGAAGUGUAUCCUUCUCAGUUGAUAUACACUGAGAGGUGUAUACUUCUCGGUGUAUAUGCACUGAGAAGCAUAUACUGAGGUGUAUGCUUCUCAGUGCAUAUACACUGAGGUGUAUGCUGCUCGGUGUAUAUACAUUGAGGUGUAUGCUUCUGUGCAUAUAUACUGAUUCUGUGUAUAUACACUGAGAGGUGUAUGCUUCUGUGUAUAUAUACUAAGAAGUGUAUGCUUCUCGGUGUAUAUACAGAGGUUUCUUGCAGCCUUAAUGACCCUUGUAUAGUCUAUAGGCUUUAAAUCCCAUUAACCACAACUUUGCAUCAUUGGUAAUAACGUCAUGUGACCACAUUUACAGAUACAUAUAUUAAUUAAAAAUCAUAUUUACAACACGUAACGAUAGAAAGGUGAAUAAAGCUGACCUAUUAUAACGUAAAUAAUAAUAAAUUAUUUCUAA
Molecule: messenger RNA, 3367 nt
Organism: Cherax quadricarinatus
Lineage: Eukaryota; Metazoa; Arthropoda; Malacostraca; Decapoda; Parastacidae
Source: RefSeq, a predicted model, not a curated record